AUGGCUCCCUCACUCCUACAGGCAUCAGCCGCAACCUUUGUGUUGCUUUCCAUUGGUCACACGAUCAAGGGCAAACAAUGGACAGCCGACCCAAGAUUCAAAGCAAUCGCAGGAACCAAUUCAUGGACUUGUGGGACUCUAGGAUGGUACCAGGGAAGUGGUUUCUUCCUAUUGACGGGUCUUCUUCACUGGCAAUGGGCGCGUGACCCCAGUCUCCUCCAGGACCCAUUGAACAAAGCCAUGGCUGGAAUUGCAAAUAUCUUGCUCUGGGCUAGCUCUGUCUGGUAUGCUAAGCAUGGUAUCAAGGAUACUGCCGUUGUUCUUGGAAUAUCUGCUGCGUUGCAGGCUUUCGGUGUGGGUAAGGCUUGUCUGUGA
Molecule: messenger RNA, 375 nt
Organism: Penicillium griseofulvum
Lineage: Eukaryota; Fungi; Ascomycota; Eurotiomycetes; Eurotiales; Aspergillaceae
Exons: 4
Coding region: 1-375 (124 amino acids)
Source: RefSeq, a predicted model, not a curated record